Messenger RNA from Malassezia sympodialis ATCC 42132, 1404 nucleotides. RefSeq lists its product as uncharacterized. NCBI's taxonomy places the organism in Eukaryota, Fungi, Basidiomycota, Malasseziomycetes, Malasseziales, Malasseziaceae. Gene Ontology annotation, molecular function: protein serine/threonine phosphatase activity. The coding region runs from base 1 to 1404 and encodes 467 amino acids. Gene Ontology annotation, biological process: protein dephosphorylation. The record is from RefSeq and is a predicted model, not a curated record. The transcript has 2 exons.
AUGGGCUGCUGCGUGCGAGCGCGCGUGCUCGCAAAAAGCGCGCCAACUGGCUGGCGUAGUGUGCACGACUAUGUGCGCACGCGCAGUGGCACAGGCGUGCUCGCCCGCCUGCCCCUGCGGGCUGGCGUCACGUUCGGCGCCGAGCAGAGUCGCGGCGAUCGUGCGCGGCAAGAGGACGCGUUGUCCGUCGCAUGCGUGUCGCUUCCAUGCGAGGAGCUGCGCAAGGAUCUCGUACAUCGGGCACCACACGGUGCCUCGCGCGACCCCUGGUUCGGCUGGAGCUGCGACCAGGCAGGUGGCGCUGACCUCGGCUCCCAGGUCGUCUGGUUUGGCGUGUUUGACGGGCACGGCGGGCCGUCCGUCUCGUCGCUCCUGGCUGACAAGCUGCACAGCGUGUUUGAGCGCGUGCAGCCUGAUAUGAUCACAGACACUGUACGCUAUACGCGCUCGCUGGGUGGCUACUUUGCGCGCUUUAACGGCGGCACGCUCGAGCGCUGGGUCGACCAGUCGCAGUGCGAGCGUGUCCGCACGCCUCCCUCCUCCCUCUCCGCGCUCACACAAGAGGCGCAAAAUGCAAGUCCGCCCCCCCUAGAGCACUUUCAGGCCCUCGACGAGUGCGGCGAUGCGCAUGCGACCUACACCACCCGCAUCCCGCCCCCUGAGACCCUGCACCGGGCCGACAUGACGAUGGAAGAUCGCGCCACACUGGCGUGCCUUAUGGUACGUGCGUGCUGCUCACAGCAGAUGGACCGCGAGGUGCAUGAGAACGAGGCGUACCGAGGCGCGGGCUCGACGGCGUCCGUGCUGCUCUUGCACAGCCUGGAUUUGCCGGCUGUGCCGUGGUACGAGAGCGAGUACCUUUCCACGACGACCAUCCAGCUAGGUGACACCCGGUUCCUGCUGUGCAGUGUAGACGACGGCCGUGCGGUGCCGCUCACGACGCUGCACCACCCCGACGACCGGGGCGAGGCGGAGCGCCUAAGCCGCCUGGGCGCCGGGAUUGUCACGGACAGCUUCGGCGAGCGGCGCUUCCUCGGGACGCUGGCAAACACGCGCGCCUUUGGCGACGUGCAGGCCAAGCGCUAUGGCGUCACGGCGGAGCCGGAGGUACACUCUCUCGUGCUGCGCGGCGCGCAGUUUGCCUUUGCGAUUGGCGUGAGCGAUGGCAUCAGCAGCGUCAUGAGCGAUCAGGAGAUCGUGGACGAGUGCCGCGACGCACGGCACCCCCAGGAGGCGGCGCAGCGGGUGCUGCGGUACGCCGAGGAUGUCGGCACCGACGACAACGCCACGGUCGUGGUCGUCCCGCUGCGUGGCUGGGGGCACAUUGGCGGCACAGACCGCACGCGCGCCAAGCGCGCGUCGCGUCGGACCAAUACAGACAUUUACCGCACACGGCGGCAGUAG